Messenger RNA from Ogataea angusta, 909 nucleotides. RefSeq lists its product as uncharacterized. Gene Ontology annotation, biological process: base-excision repair; base-excision repair, AP site formation; DNA alkylation repair. The record is from RefSeq and is a predicted model, not a curated record. The transcript has a single exon. NCBI's taxonomy places the organism in Eukaryota, Fungi, Ascomycota, Pichiomycetes, Pichiales, Pichiaceae. Gene Ontology annotation, molecular function: DNA-3-methyladenine glycosylase activity; alkylated DNA binding; DNA-7-methylguanine glycosylase activity. Gene Ontology annotation, cellular component: nucleus; protein-DNA complex. The coding region runs from base 1 to 909 and encodes 302 amino acids.
AUGAAACGGGCUGCAGCUGUGGCCUCCGAAGGUGGCAAAACCGCUGUGAAGAAGGCAAAACUCAUCCAAUUGGAGGAGACGUUUCCGACACUUGACUAUUUUGACCAAUUCCGAGACACAAAGGUGGACCCUGAGAAUUUUGUCAAGUUCGAGGAGACCAACACCAAGGAGGCCGUAGAGGGACUGAAAUAUAUUCUGUCGAAGGAUCCAACAUUGGAGCCAUAUCUUACGAAGCCGUUCCACUCUUAUCUGAAAGACGUGGGCGGAACGAAACCCCUCAAACACUAUUUCGACAGUCUAGUCAGCGGAAUGAUUUCGCAGCAGAUCAGCGGAAAGGCAGCUAAAGCCAUCAAACAGAAGGUGAUUGACACGCUGUCCAGAGACAACGAGCUUCCGGACCCGGAGAUCUUUGACUCAAAGUCGAUAGAAGAGCUUCGGAGCUGUGGUCUCUCAAAUAAAAAAGCAGAGUUUGUGAAAAGACUAGCCAAGGCUUUUAUCGAGUCGGAGGAGGUGCCGCCGGAAGGCGUGAAAUUUUCGCAACUGUACUUCCAAACCAAGGACGAUAUAACCAUCAGUCUCGAUUUACAAAAAUUUAAAGGCAUAGGGCCGUGGUCUGCGUCCAUGUUCCUCAUGUUUGCGCUCCAACGGUACAACAUCUUUGAGGUCGGAGACCUUGGGAUACGGCGAGGAGCCACUGUGUAUCUGUCUGAGCGGCCCGAGCUGCUGGCCGAGAUAAACGCGAAGCUCAAGGAGCUAGAUCUACCCAAAUUGCCAAAGUCGUCGCAAAACUCAAGGUACGCAUCUGACCACGCGAUAAACUGUCUGGCACACCAGUUUGUGCCGUACAAGAGUAUCUGGAUGCUUCUUCUAUGGCGCAUAAGUGACACGUCCAUCGAUGCAUUGGAGUAG